AUGGCAUCGUUUGUGACCAUACGGAGUCAACUUAUAUCGCUUGAGAACAAGUCGGAGUCUUUACUUUCGCGAUACUCACAAUUCGCGCAAACGACAAGUGCGGAAGCUUCAACACAAGAAAGAACAACUGACACUCGAUUGGAGGAAUGUUUAACCCAGAGGCAAGACUGCAUUAACAACUUGGACCAAAUUUGUAACGAAAACUCGAAGAUUUCAGCGUCGAAACUGUCCCAACUACAACGCCAUAAAGAGAUUUUACAAGAACAUUGGCAAAACUUUCGGAACCUAAGGUCCUCUAUUCAACAAGAACGUAACCGUCUUAACUUGUUGUUCAGUGUCAAACAAGACUUGGCGCAACAAAGUGUUCAGGAUGAAGAUGCUUAUAUACAGGAAGAAUCGCGGCGGAUUCAGGACUCCCAUAACGUGGUGGACAGUUUGUUGACACAGGCGUGGGAAACGCGAGACCAAUUUGCAGCACAGCGUACGGUCUUACAAGGAGCCGGCGACAGGAUCUUGAGAACACUUCAACGGGUUCCAGGUAUCAACAAUGUAAUUGCCAAGAUUAACACCAGAAGAAAGAAAAACGCUUUGAUUCUUUCAACGUUAAUCACAGUGUGUAUUUUACUGCUAUUCUUUACAUGGUAA
Messenger RNA from Lachancea mirantina, 645 nucleotides. The record is from the annotation of a GenBank genome assembly. Lineage: Eukaryota; Fungi; Ascomycota; Saccharomycetes; Saccharomycetales; Saccharomycetaceae.